GGAUGGGGGAGGAGAAGGCGGCGGCGGCAGCAGGCAGGGGCGGGCACGUCCAGACGGAGUUGAGCCGCGAUGGAAUUAGCCCCGAAGCUGAAUAAGCCAGUGCACACGCCAGCGCCAGCGCAGCCGCGGAGCAGUCCGGGUUUCCCGUCCUGUGCGCCCGCAGAAUGGCCACCACCGCUGGGCUGCGUGACAUCCCCUUGCUCCCCGGCUCCCCACGCCGGCUGAGCCCACGAGCAGCGAUCAGAGGGGACCAGGGCCCCGAACACGGACAGCAAGGCCUCCAGAUGCCGGGUCCCCGAGCCCAGGGUCUGCAGGACAUUUUCACCCGAGGUUCCAGCCAGCCCUCUGGUGGAGAGAGCUCCCCCAACAGCUCUGUCAUCAACAACUACCUGGAGGCCAGCGGGCCGGUGUCCUCGGAGGACCGUCUGAGCCGCAUGCACUUCCACGACAACCAGAGGAAGGUGGACUACGUGCUCGCCUACCACUACCGGAAACGCGGGGCGCACCCCGGCCACGGCUCCUCUGGCCACUCGCUGGCGGUCAUCUCCAACGGCGAGACGGGCAAGGAUCCCCAGCCGGGUGCUCCCGGUGACAUUGAGCUGGGGCCGCUUGACGCCCUGGAGGAGGAGAGGAAGGAGCAGCGGGAAGAGUUUGAGCACAACCUGAUGGAGGCCGGGCUGGAGCUGGAGAAGGACUUGGAGUGCACCUUCCGGAAGCAGGGGCUGAAGACCUCCACCGGGGCCCCCAGGACAGUUUCCUGGUGUUGGAAUUGCUUUUGUCUGCUCUCCGCCUGUGGAUGGCGUGGAGAGUGCCGGCAGUCCUGGGCCAGGACAGCCCUGGGCCCUGGUGAUCUGACCUUGCCCUCAGGCCACCUUGCCCUCUGCGAGACUUGGCUCUGCCGCCGUGCUGUUGGCUCCAGGGGCAGCAGCUACGCCGAUGACGAGUUUUUCCGUUUCCCCCGCCAGAUGCAAGAGCUGAGUAAAAGCCAGGGCUCUGUCUUUGUCCGGAUCCACGCCCCGUGGCAGGUGCUGGCCCGAGAGGCGGAAUUCUUGAAGAUCAAAGUUCCCACCAAGAAAACGUACGCGAUCAAGGCAGAAGGCAGCAUCGCGAAGACAUUCAACAAGAUCCUGCAGAAGCUGAGCGCGCCCCUGAAGCCCCGAGUGCCUGAGCACAGUAACAACAGGAUGAAAAACCUCUCCUACCCGUUCUCCAGGGAGAAAAUGUACCUGUACAAUGUCCAGGACAAGGACACCUUCUUUGAUAAUGCCACCCGUAGCCGCAUUGUGCACGAGAUCCUGAAGCGCACAACCUGCUCUCGAGCCAACAACACGAUGGGUAUUAACUCUCUAAUAGCAAAUAAUAUCUACGAGGCUGCCUACCCCCUGCACGAUGGUGAAUAUGACCGUCCAGGGGACGACAUGAAUGACCGAAAGCUGCUGUAUCAAGAAUGGGCGCGCUACGGGGUGUUUUAUAAGUUUCAACCUAUUGACCUCAUCAGAAAGUAUUUUGGAGAAAAAAUUGGACUGUACUUUGCCUGGCUGGGAUUAUAUACAUCCUUCCUCAUCCCGUCUUCCGUCAUCGGGGUCAUCGUGUUUCUUUAUGGAUGUGCAACAAUCGAAGAAGAUAUUCCCAGCAAAGAGAUGUGUGACCAGCAGAAUGCCUUCACCAUGUGUCCCCUGUGUGACAAGUCCUGUGACUACUGGAACCUCAGCUCAGCCUGUGGAACGGCACGGGCCAGCCACCUGUUUGACAACCCUGCCACCGUCUUCUUCUCCAUCUUCAUGGCUCUGUGGGCUACCAUGUUUCUCGAGAACUGGAAGAGAUUACAGAUGCGACUGGGCUACUUCUGGGACCUGACUGGCAUAGAAGAGGAAGAAGAGCAUUCGCGACCUGAGUAUGAAACCAAAGUUCGCGAGAAGAUGCUGAGAGAGAGCAACAAGUCUGUGGUCCAGAAACUGGGAACUGGUGCAGUGGAGACUGAGGAUGAGGAUGAUGAAGAUAAGCUGACCUGGAAAGAUCGUUUCCCGGGUUACUUGAUGAACUUCGCCUCCAUCUUGUUUAUGAUCGCCCUGACGUUCUCCAUCGUCUUUGGGGUCAUUGUCUAUCGUAUCACAACCGCGGCUGCUCUGUCUCUCAACAAGGCCACACGCUCCAAUGUCCGGGUGACGGUGACGGCCACGGCGGUCAUCAUCAACCUUGUGGUCAUCCUCAUCCUGGACGAGAUCUACGGUGCAGUGGCCAAAUGGCUCACCAAAAUCGAGGUUCCCAAAACAGAGCAGACAUUUGAAGAGCGCCUGAUACUCAAGGCUUUCUUGCUAAAGUUUGUCAAUGCCUACUCACCCAUCUUCUAUGUGGCCUUUUUCAAGGGGAGGUUUGUGGGCAGACCCGGAAGCUAUGUUUAUGUGUUUGAUGGUCACCGCAUGGAAGAGUGCGCCCCUGGGGGCUGCCUCAUGGAGCUCUGCAUUCAGCUCAGCAUCAUCAUGCUGGGGAAGCAGCUGAUUCAGAAUAACAUCUUCGAGAUCGGAGUCCCGAAGCUAAAGAAACUAUUUAGGAAGCUGAAAGAUGAGACAGAGCCUGGAGAAGCUGCCUCUUCCCAUUCAAAGCAUCCAGAGCAGUGGGAUCUAGACUACAGCUUGGAACCAUACACUGGACUGACGCCGGAGUACAUGGAAAUGAUCAUCCAGUUUGGUUUCGUCACCCUCUUUGUGGCCUCCUUCCCUCUGGCUCCUGUGUUCGCCCUCCUCAACAACGUCAUUGAAGUGCGGCUUGACGCGAAGAAGUUUGUUACGGAGCUGAGACGGCCAGAUGCUGUGAGAACCAAAGAUAUCGGGAUUUGGUUUGACAUCCUCUCGGGCAUCGGCAAGUUCUCUGUUAUCAUCAACGCUUUUGUCAUUGCUGUCACCUCCGACUUCAUCCCCCGCCUGGUGUAUCAAUACUCCUACAGUCACAACGGGACUCUGCACGGCUUUGUCAACCACACCCUCUCCUUUUUCAACGUCAGCCAGCUGAAGGAGGGAACGCAGCCCGAGAACUCCCAGUUUGACCAGGAGGUUCAGUUCUGCAGGUUUAAGGAUUACCGGGAGCCGCCCUGGGCCCCAAACCCAUAUGAAUUUUCCAAGCAGUACUGGUCCGUUCUGUCUGCCCGUCUGGCUUUUGUCAUAAUCUUCCAGAACCUGGUGAUGUUCCUGAGCGUCCUCGUGGACUGGAUGAUACCCGACAUCCCCACCGACAUCAGCGAUCAGAUCAAGAGGGAGAAGAGCCUGUUCGUGGACUUCUUCCUGAAAGAGGAGCACGAGAAGCUCAGGCUGAUGGAGGAGCCAGCCCGGAGGAGCCGGGGCACCAGCCAUCGCAGUGGGAGGAGCCCAGCGGCCAGCCUGGCACCCUCGGGCCGGAGCCAGCGAGGCAGUAGUGUGUCCUCGGGAUCGCAGCACACCAGUGUGUGACCAGCUGAGACCAGCAUGGGGCUGUGCACCCACACGGGUGCGGUGUCCAUCCUUCUGCAGGAUCUGGCCCGAGGGGCUCUUGAGAAGGGUUUAUGUGUGAAGACAGAGAUUAGAGAGAGGAGGCAGAGAAUGGGCGCAGGAGGGAAGAGAAUAACGCUGCUUCUCAAGCUUGGGUUUCUUUUAGGUCCUUUUUUGAGCUAUAUCCUUUGGGGAGUUGGUUCCCCAUUUUGCAUCCAUCGGUGGAAGAAUUGGGUCUCUCCAUCCCAGGGUCCCAGGCACCUUGAGCCUGCCCUGUGCCCCCUCAGACCUUCCCUGAAUUUCGGUGGCCGCAGGCCAUGAGAAGCACAGGCCGGGCCCUGUUUCAGCCCCGUCAUAAGUGAUCACCACCCCUCUUCCCACCAUCACCCCGAGAAAACCCUGUGCGUCACUGUCACAGCCUCAGUGGAUCAAAUUAAGUCCCUGGGCUAAUUGCUGUGGCCUCUGGACCUGAUGGUGAGGAGCAAAAGUCCAGACCUGGGCUUGUCUCCAGGCUUGUCUCCUGGGAUGCUUUGAGCUAAAUGCAACUAACCAUCCUUUUAUGCAGGUUCAGGUUUAAAAUAAUAAA
Hippopotamus amphibius kiboko is the source of this 4047-nucleotide messenger RNA. It is a transcript of the gene ANO2, whose product is annotated as anoctamin 2. Lineage: Eukaryota; Metazoa; Chordata; Mammalia; Artiodactyla; Hippopotamidae. Gene Ontology annotation, cellular component: plasma membrane. Gene Ontology annotation, molecular function: chloride channel activity; protein dimerization activity. Gene Ontology annotation, biological process: chloride transmembrane transport. The record is from RefSeq and is a predicted model, not a curated record. Bases 165 to 3443 code for a protein of 1092 amino acids. The transcript has 27 exons.